This is a messenger RNA of Astrephomene gubernaculifera, 1711 nucleotides long. The record is from the annotation of a GenBank genome assembly. Lineage: Eukaryota; Viridiplantae; Chlorophyta; Chlorophyceae; Chlamydomonadales; Astrephomenaceae.
CGUGACGAACGUGGAUGAUUGCGCUAUUGUUACCGUUGUUUGCGGCGUGCUUCGCGGCUGCGGCUGCAAGCACGCCGCUGGUGCUAGUUGAUAGCUUGCAGAAUGCCUAUGUGCAGCCUGGGACAGCGCUGUCUCUGGACAAGUCAUCCGUGUCGGCUCUGGUGGCCGCGGCAACUGGUUUGAUGCCGGGCUCUGCGAUCGGUGCUGACCUCUCCCACGAGCUAUCUCAAAUCCUCAAGCCAAGCCCAUUGGUGAAGCCCAGGGCCUUCGUCGCUCUGAACGUCGCUGGUCUAACCACCGAUGUGCUGGGAGAGCUCUUUGCAAAUCGCCAGCACCGGACCGUGGAGCUGACAGGCAAUGGCUGCUCCGCCAUGGCCGUCAUCAAUGGCCUCAGCAGCGUGGCAGCGGCAAACCCGAGCGCAAAGCUGGUCGUGGUUGACCAACUGGGGGUGCAGAACUGCAAGGACGACUGCAUGAAGCAGCUCGUGGCCGGCGCCGUGGAGGACUGCCAAAUGGACAUGAGCAGCCUGGACCUCACGCAGCAGGAGGAAAAGCUCUUUUCCGUGGAGCUGGCCACCGUGUACUCUGGCAUUAAGGCCCAGCUUGCCGCCGUACAGAAGCGCUCAGAGCUGAAGGUGGCUCAGGAGGAGGUGGAGGUGUACGAGGUGUCCCUCAUGGGCCUCCGCGCGCUCAUCAACAAGUACGGCCAGGACUCGCCCGAGGUGUCCGCGGCCAAGGCAGCCGUCAUGCAGCUGCUGGAUUGGGCGGUGAACAGCCUGGACGCCGCCUAUGCCGGCGACAUCAUGUACCAGGUUCUGCCCCUGCAGAAGGCGCCCCAGCAGGCGGAGACCCUGUCGCAGCUGGCGGGCUGGAAGGACCGCACUCGGAGGCAGCUGCUGCAGGCUUCCUACCCCGGUACCGUGGACGAGGAGACCGCUGCCGCCAAGCUCUUCUCCGCCAAGGCUGCCGGCUACGGCUCCUUCGUGCUGCUGCUCUACUUCUCCGCGGCCGCCAUUUGGUGCAUGUGCAACAUGCCCUUCAAGCGGGACACCCUUCUGUACGGCAGCAAGAAGGAUCAAUAAGCAGAUCAAUAUGCAUUUGGGUGUAGCCCGGGUGGGCUGGGAUGUCAGCGUUUGGGGGUUUAGUAGGUAGGGCGGCACAUCGGUUCGGCGUGCCCGGGGUAGGUGUCGUGGGGCGGGAACAGGGUGGCUUGAGCUGUGGCUACGGGUAGGCUAUGACACACAGCAUGGUAUGUUAUGGUCUUUUAUAGACGUGGGUACAGGGAAAGGGGCUUUCUAACAUGAUUGCGUAUGGCUGCAUGGGAAGUGAAGGGGAACUAGAGGAUCGCGAUGGAGGUAGUUGUUACAGAGCUGAGGACAUAGCUGGUGUAUGGGUGGCUUCCGGGGGGGCGAUGUGUUGAAAGCGCUAUCAGACGCAGGCUGUAGAUCUGUUUUCAAAAUCUUCUGGGAGGUUUGUGUGCAUGGGCUGUCGUGUUUCCCGUACGUGUAGCCGCCAGUAGGGGGACCGGGGACUACUGCCUGACAUUACUUCUACUGCGUGCGUUUUGGGGGCCCUUUCAGGACACUCGUGUUUGGUGCUCAUACCUCGGGUCGUGGUCUUUGAACAUCUGUAACUGUGUUGGCGUUUUUGACGAGGAAAUAGUCUUUGGACACGCGCCUGGGUUACUGUGAGGCUCGGGUCUCCACUGGCU